This is a messenger RNA of Mobula hypostoma (lesser devil ray), 3092 nucleotides long. RefSeq names its product P-selectin-like. The record is from RefSeq and is a predicted model, not a curated record. NCBI's taxonomy places the organism in Eukaryota, Metazoa, Chordata, Chondrichthyes, Myliobatiformes, Myliobatidae. Bases 95 to 1807 code for a protein of 570 amino acids. Gene Ontology annotation, cellular component: membrane. The transcript is spliced from 13 exons. Gene Ontology annotation, biological process: cell adhesion. Gene Ontology annotation, molecular function: calcium ion binding.
GAGCAAUUGAAAAGACACAGCUGAGUUCUUUCUUCAAGUGAACACCAGAGUCAAUUGCAGUCAUUUGGAUUGGGAUCAGGUAAGAUACAACAGAAUGGCAAAAAUGGUAAACCAACAAACCCCACAAAUUCUGAGAGCGGGAUGUCGAAUGCAGUUUGUCGCUAUAAUUAUUCUUGAACUAUUGCUUCUGGGUGAAAUCCAUGGCUGGAAGUACAAUUACACUAUUGAAGAUAUGUCUUGGAAAAAUGCAAGAUCCUUUUGUCAAAGCAAAUAUACUGAUAUGGUUGCAAUCCAGAAUGCAGAAGAAAUAGAGUAUUUGAAUAAUAACAUACCAAAAUCAAACAGUUACUACUGGAUUGGACUGAGGAAAAUUAAUGAUGUUUGGACCUGGGUUGGCACUGAGAAGCCACUCAGUAAAGAAGCAGAGAACUGGGCUACUGGUGAGCCCAAUAAUAGUGGAAAAACUGGGAAUGAAGAUUGUGUAGAAAUGUACAUUCAGAGAGACAUUGACUCAGGGAAGUGGAAUGAUAUUGACUGCAGAAGAAAGAAAAAACCUUUGUGUUACACAGCCUCAUGCAGUAAGACGUCAUGCAGCAGCAAUGGAGAGUGUGUAGAGACCAUUGGAAGUUACCGUUGUGUCUGCAAUGAUGGAUUCUACGGACCAGAGUGUGAACAUGUUGUGAAUUGUGCAAACCUGGAGGAGCAAGAACAAGUGACUAUGACCUGCUCGGAUCCACUUGCCCCAUUCGGUUACAACUCAACGUGUAACUUCAGCUGUGCUGAGGGGUUUCAGCUCCGGGGGUCAGAAACACUGGAGUGUGGAGCAUCUGGGGAGUGGUCAGCGCCAACCCCUCACUGUGAAGCAGUACAAUGUACAAAACUCGAGGAACAAGAACAGUUGAUUGUGACCUACUCGGAUCCGUUUGCACCCUUCAUUUACAACUCAACGUGUGACUUCAGCUGUGCUGAGGGGUUUGAGCUCCAGGGGUCAGAAACACUGGAGUGUGGAGCAUCUGGGGAGUGGUCAGCGCCAACCCCUCACUGUGAAGCUGUACAAUGUGCAAACCUGGAAGGGCAAGAACAGCUGAAUAUGACCUGCUCGGGUCCAUUUGCCCCAUUCGGUUACAACUCAACGUGUAACUUCAGCUGUGCUGAGGGGUUUGAGCUCCGGGGGUCAGAAACACUGGAGUGUGGAGCACCUGGGGAGUGGUCAGCGCCAACCCCUCACUGUGAAGCUGUACAAUGCGUAAACCUGGAGGGGCAAGAACAGCUGAAUAUGACCUGCUCGGGUCCAUUUGCCCCAUUCGGUUACAACUCAACGUGCGACUUCAGCUGUGCUGAGGGGUUUCAGCUCCGGGGGUCAGAAACACUGGAGUGUGGAGCAUCUGGGGAGUGGUCAGCGCCAACCCCUCACUGUGAAGCUGUGAAAUGUGACGUACUGGAGAUUCCUGAAAAUGGGAACAUGAGUUGCUCCCACCCAAAAGGAAACUUAAGUUACCUCUCAGUUUGCGAGUUUGGUUGCAUGAAGGGCUUCUCAUUGAACGGAUCAGUGACUCUGCAGUGUGAUAGCUUUGGACAGUGGUCAGCACCAAUUCCAGUCUGUGAAGAUUCCAAUCCACAACCAUUCCCUGAAAACUACACACCGAUAUUAGUAGCAUCUGCCAUGGCAUCUGGCUUCUCUGCUUUGACAAUGAUCAUCUGGCUAAUGAGACAACUCAGGAAGAAGGCACAAAGAAAAAAAUUCUCACUUUUAAGCAAUAAAACACAUAAAGCAUUGGGCACUUACAAAGUGAAUGAAGAAGUAUAGUGACAACUCAGUUCAGGCUUUUCAUAUCUUUAUGCAAAGGAUGACCAGAAAUGAAGGGAUUCAGAAGAUGUAUUCCAAUAGCACCGGAUUUGCAUAUUCAACCAUUCGACAAGCUGGUACCAUUAUGAAUGGGUGUAUCUCAGGGCAUCAUCUUUGACUUCAUUCAAACGAGUCUUCCAUCUUUCUGAAUGAUAAUGGUGGCAAAAUACCAAACUUGCCCUCUAUAGUCUUGUUUUACAUGCUUGGCUUCAUGGAAUUAAGCCUCAAGAGAUGGGUACUGGGCAAUCUGAAACUGCCACACCUCCAAAUCAAGGAGACACAGGCAACUCUAUGGUUGAUCCCAAACUAAUUUCAAAUUACUGGAUUUGCUGCCAAAUUUGAUUUGGUCCAGCCUUGCAUUGCGUGCUAUGUAGAUUUAUAUAGCUACAAUGUUUAUGAUAUGUAAUGUUUACAAUACUACUGAUUUCGAUGACAGCAUGUUAAAUACAAAACCACCGAAGAACAAAGUAAUGUACUACUCGUGAUAAUGGAUUUGUUUAAUGUUUUACAAUCAAUAGUCCCAUAAAGAUGGAAUUUCAUUUGCCUUUUCAUUCAGGUUCCCCUAUGCCACACAUUAUUUUCUGCUGCUGUGAGGAGGCAGCAUGUAUCUAGGUAUUUUCCUAAGCCUUGAUAUCUAACCUAGAAUAAUGUCUUCACUUACCUUUUUCUCACACCAAACUCUUACCUACUAUUUUUUUCCUCGUAUGCUCCCAGCCUUUUAAGACUGUGAGCAAAUUAAUGGCUGACUAUUCCAAUGGCCCAAUCAUUGAUAUAUAAAGCCAUUUCAUCAGCUAUUAAGUUAUGAUAUCUACCUUCAACAUUGUCUCCAAAAUAAUCAAUUAUCUUCCUAUUAGUUGUGGCCUACCCCAGUUGAUGGAAAGAUUUACUAGUAAUGAUAAUUGGUAAAGUACAGAACAAGCUGAAUGGAAAGUUAUUUAACAUUCCUUAACAUCAACAGAAUUAACAAAGAAUAAUUCUGUUGGGUCCUCUCAGGAAUCUGUGAAACAGCAGAAGACGAUAGAAUGUAUUGCAAUAUUCCACAGUUUGUAUUCACCCAUCUCAGUACAAAUUGGAUGUAUGAAUGUAUGCACAAUUAAUAUUUAUUUAAUUCCUCCCUAUGGGAUGUGUUUAACCAUUACCUGGAGUGUUCUCAUCAGAUUUAUCCAAUUGACUAAUCAGGUUGACCGCACAAAUCGGUGAAUCACGUUGUGAUCUUUUGUUAUCCAUAUAGCUCCAUACCUGUGUU